Suillus plorans is the source of this 420-nucleotide messenger RNA. RefSeq lists its product as uncharacterized. NCBI's taxonomy places the organism in Eukaryota, Fungi, Basidiomycota, Agaricomycetes, Boletales, Suillaceae. The coding region runs from base 1 to 420 and encodes 139 amino acids. The record is from RefSeq and is a predicted model, not a curated record. The transcript is spliced from 3 exons.
AUGUUCGUGGAAAUCGCAAAAUUUGUCACGAAAAACCUCUUCAAUGUCGAGGGUUGGGUCUGCGUCGUGUCAGGCGGUGGAACCGGCCUCAUGAUUGCACAAGCCUUUGCUAAUAACGGGGCUAAAGUCUACAUCACGUCGUGCCGCCAGGCGUCCUUGAAACACAUCACAAAACAAUGGGGUUCUUCUCUAGCUCAUCCUAAGGGGAAUUUUAUUCCAACUCGAUCAAACGUUGAAUUGGUCCAGGAGAUCGGCAAGCAGGAAGAUCACAUUGACCUACUGGUGAACAACGCUGGCAUCAGUGAAGUCACAAACACACUGGCUAUAUCAUUAAUAUUACCUCUGUUUUUGGUAUUACUCUACGGUACCACGCAGCACCCUACGAGCACAAUGUCUCAAAGGCGGUCGCUAUUCGCUUAA